Molecule: messenger RNA, 1131 nt
Organism: Dacryopinax primogenitus
Lineage: Eukaryota; Fungi; Basidiomycota; Dacrymycetes; Dacrymycetales; Dacrymycetaceae
Exons: 5
Coding region: 1-1131 (376 amino acids)
Source: RefSeq, a predicted model, not a curated record
AUGCACCUGCUAAUAUCCGACGAGCCUGUGUGCAAACCAGUACACAACCCCUCUACGCUCUUCCUCACUUGCUUUCUCUGCUUUGGAGUCGUCAUCUCCUACUUACCUCAGCACUGGCGGAUCAUCGCUAAACAAACCUCGGAGGGGAUAUCACCAUGGUACCUCCUUCUGGGAAGCACGAGUGCGGCUGCAGGAAUGCUGAAUGUUGUCACGCUUCAAUGGGGGGUCGUUCGGUGCUGUAGCGUGUGGACGGUGGGACAGUGCUUAGAGAACACGAUUGGGAUCGUGCAGGUUACCAUGGUGUGGGCGAUGUUUAGUCUCAUCGUCGUCCUAUUCCUGCGGUAUUUCCCUCCUUCAGCACGGCAUCACCAUAUUCGUCACCCCCAUUCCGGUCGAGAAUAUACCGACGAAGAACAAGAAUGCGAAGAAGAGGAAGCAGAGAUCCAAGAGCUGCUGGUUGCCACGGCCGAGUGGAACGAAGCGAAAGCGCUCUGUGCACUCGUGCUCAUACACCUCAUAACCAGCAUAUUCGUCACCUUCCUCGUCCUCUCCUCUCCCCAGUCCCAACCAUCGCGGCAAGCCGAGCUCUGGGCAGACUUUUGCGGAAUAAGCGGGUCCCUGCUCACCUGCUUCCAAUACGCGCCCCAGAUAUGGAAGACAUACAAGGACCGGCUGGUCGGCGCGUUGAGCAUCACGAUGAUGUGCCUCCAGUGCCCGGGUUCGGCGCUAUUCGUCUUUUCCCUGGCAUUCCGAGAAGGGACAAACUGGACCUCUUGGCUACCCUACGCCACAGUAGGGAUAAUGAAAGCACUCCUGCUUAUCAUCUGCCUUGUGUGGAAAGCACGCCAAGCCCGACUAGGGAUCGACGACUUUGGGAACCCGCUCUCCCCUCUCGUCGGAUCCUGCACAGAGCCGUGCGGCCUUGGGCUAGAAUCCGGUAAUGGAGGGAACGGACUUGUUCAUGGCGAGAGUGGUCCUCCCGGCCUAGCACAAGCCGAAGCCGAGGAUCGCCCGGCAGCAGAGGGGCAGCAAACGGAGGGAAGAGCAGGAGAGACGACCCCCUUGAUCUUCAGAGCUGGGACGCAGGGGAAGGUCGUACAAACUCUGUCAAAGAGGAUCACGUCGGGAUAG